This is a messenger RNA of Striga hermonthica, 1152 nucleotides long. Lineage: Eukaryota; Viridiplantae; Streptophyta; Magnoliopsida; Lamiales; Orobanchaceae. The record is from the annotation of a GenBank genome assembly.
AUGUCUGAUAUUCGGGAGAAUUGUCUCAUUCGAUUUGAUUGGCAUGGAUCCAUCACCGCAUUUUCGUUUUCGCUCGGCUUUAACACGUCACUCGCCCGGUCGUCCAACAUCUCCUCCACUAUCCCUCUCUUUGCCAGCCCUGACGGCGUUUACACCUUCCCCCUCUCCUUCGGCACGCCGCCACAAUCCCUUGACUUCGCCCUCUCCGGCAGCGUCAGACUUACCUCGUUCCCAUGCAGGGCCAACUUCUCGUGCGGUUACGGCUGCACCCUCGACCCCAAGGACAUUCCCACAUUCAACCCCGAUCUAUCCAACUCUUCGGCUCUAGUUUACUGCAACGACACGUUACUGCACGAUAUUGUCUCAUGGGAACUUGUCCCCGAGUGCUUCGAAGAAUGCUCCGCCGCGAACCACUCGUGCUUGGCGGAGUACACCGACAACGAAGGCUCGUUGGCGAUGUCGGGGGUUGUUUUAUUCGAGUCCCUAACCCUUCCCGGAGUGAAGGACCCGGCCCGCAAUCUCUUUGUCGGGGUGCGUAUCCGAUUCGGAGGGAUGGCCGCACGAAAAGGGAAGGGGACACAGGACAUUAUUCGCUACACUCCGUUCACUGACUUCCCGGACGAGCCGUGGCUGUCAGCAUAUUACUACAUCAACUUGCAGAAGAUUGUGGUCGGGGGAGUGGAGGUCAACGUCCCGACAAAGUACCUUGUCCCGAAUAACGAUGGCCACAGGGGCGUGAUAGUGGAGGCCGGCUACACAGUCUCCGUCAUGGACAUAAGAGUGUUCAAACCGUUCGUGCACGAGUUUAAGAAGCAAGUCGGGACAAAGUACAACAGGGCUACGGAGGUGGAAAACAAGUCUUCGCAUGGGCCGCGUUAUAAUAUUGAUUCGGAUAUGAGCGGUAUGCCAGAAUUGGUUUUCGGUUUCCAAGGAGGGGGCGAGUUGGUUGUGCCGGUUGAAAAUUACUUAGGGUUAUGGAACGACUCGGUUAUUUGCAUGACGAUACGGUCGGUAGGUAACGAGACAAAUGCGAUGGAGGGGCCUGCGAUCGUGUUGGGUCAGUGGCAGAUGCAGAAUGUUUACGUGGAAUACGAUUUGGCCAACAAUCGUCUCGGUUUCCUGCCGAAAAACUGCUCGCAAGGUUCUUAUUAA